AUGGAUUUGGAUCUGCGACAAAGCUUAUGGCCUCGGGCCGAAGAGUCUGGGACUGACAAGUUUCUCACGCUGAUUUCGAAUCCUUUUUACUCCCAGUUCCAAGUCAGCGCUAUCUGGGCCUCACUAGGUACCUCUAUCGGCAUCUCCGUCCUCCUCGCUUUACUCUUCUCCCUCUUCCGACCCCGUCACAACGUCGUCUAUGCGCCCAAAGUGAAACAUGCCGAUCGCAAACAUGCUCCUCCCCCGGUGGGCAAGGGCUUUUUCUCCUGGGUCAAGCCUGUGAUCAAUACCCGUGAACCGCAACUCAUCGAGACCGUCGGAUUGGACGCUGCCAUCUUCUUGCGCUUCACCAAGAUGUGUCGCAACAUCUUCAUCUUCAUCAGCAUCAUCGGAUGUCUGGUUCUUAUUCCGGUUAAUAUCUCGCAAAGUAAAACGACUGGAUCCAGCGCCUCGACGGCAUUGAGCAAAAUGACUCCGCUCUUUGUAACGAAUCCAACCGCUAUCUGGAGUCAAGUCGUGUGCGCUUGGAGCUUCGAUAUUAUCCUGGCGUUCUUCUUGUGGAGGAAUUACAAGGCUGUCAGGGAUCUUCGACGACAGUACUUCCAGAGCUCGGAGUAUCAGCGGAGUCUGCAUGCGCGAACCCUGAUGGUCUCCGAUAUUCCUCCCUCGGACCGCUCUGAUGAAGGCAUUCUGCGCAUCACCGAUGAGGUCAAUCCUACGGCUGCCCUUCCCCGGGCUGCCAUUGGCCGCAAUGUGCGUGACUUGCCCGUUAUCAUUAAAGAGCACGAGGAUAAUGUCCGUGAAUUGGAAUCUGUCCUCGCCAAAUACCUCAAACGUCCCGACCAAUUGCCCGCUAAACGACCCACCAUGCGUCCGCCCAAGAGUCAGCGAAACAAGCAUCCCGGUGGCAAGGUGGAUGCUAUUGAUUACCUGACCGUGCGAAUCCGCGUCUUGGAGGAAGAAAUCAAGCACGGACGGGCCUCUAUUGAUCGCCGUAAUGCGAUGCCGUAUGGAUUUGCCAGUUGGGAGAAUAUCGAGCAUGCGCAUGCCGUGGCAUGGACUGCCCGGAACAAGCAUCCCAAGGGCACCACGAUUGCUCUUGCACCUCGACCCAGUGAUCUUAUCUGGGAGAACUUGCCCUUGUCCAAGAAGGCGCGCAAGUGGAAGCGUUUCCUCAAUGUCAUUUGGGUUACUGCUCUCACUCUCGUGUGGAUCGUUCCUAACGCUCUCAUUGCGGUGUUCUUGUCCAACUUGAACAACUUGGGUUCCGUUUGGCCAAAGUUUCAAACUUCGCUCUCGGCAAAUCCCACGGUCUGGGCUGCUGUUCAGGGUAUUGCAUCUCCUGCAAUUACUUCACUCGUAUACCUGGUGUUGCCGAUUAUUUUCCGACGCCUUUCGAUCCAGAGUGGUAGCAAGACCAAGACUUCACGGGAACGACACGUCUUGGGCCAGUUGUAUGCGUUCUUCGUGUUCAACAACUUGGUUGUUUUCUCGCUAUUCUCUGCUGCGUGGGCCUUUGUCUCCGCUGUGAUUGACAAGACUAACACUGAUGAGGGCGCUUGGCAGGCUAUUGUCGACAGUAACCUGUACCAGAAGUUGAUGAGUGCAUUGUGUACCGUCUCGCCUUUCUGGGUGACUUACAUUCUGCAGCGCAACUUGGGAGCUACCAUUGACCUGGUGCAAAUGAUCAGUUUGGCCUGGGUCUGGUUCGCCAAGACUUUCCUCGCGCCUACACCUCGCCAGUCGAUUGAGUGGACCGCUCCGCCCUCGUUUGACUAUGCCAGCUACUACAACUACUUCCUGUUCUACGCAACUGUUGCAUUGUGCUUCGCCACCCUCCAGCCCAUUGUGCUGCCUGUGACGGCACUCUACUUUGGUGUCGAUGCCAUGCUGAAGAAGUACUUGCUCAUGUACGUGUUCGUGACCAAGAACGAGUCAGCCGGAGCCUUUUGGCGUGCCCUGUUCAACCGACUCGUCUUUGCAAGCAUUCUCGCCAAUGUCAUCGUUGCACUCGUCGCAAAGGUUCAGGGUACCUGGACCAUGGUCUUCUGCAUCAUCCCAUUACCGUUCCUGAUGCUGGGCUUCAAGUUCUACUGCAUGAAGACCUUCGACGCCGACAUCAUGUACUAUAACCGCGCCAACCUCACCGACGCCGAAGCCAUCGGCGGGUCGAAGAUAAGCAAAAAGGCCGCUGAUCGCCUCAACUCCAAAUUCGGUCACCCAGCCCUCUACAAACCCCUCAUGACACCGAUGGUCCACGCCAAGGCCGCUGAAGCUCUUAAGGAGAUCUACCAGGGCCGACUAGACCACGGCGACAUGAACAACGAAUACUCCGACAUCGCCAUGAACCCCAUGCUCCCCUCACAACCAGGCAAGGCCGAGCCCGCUCCAUUCGAAGUCGUCCCCGAAGCCCACCUAGACUUCUCAUACUUCAAGGACCGGGCCGACUUCCGCGACGAAUUCGGCGGUGGUAUUUAUGGCAGACCAGAGGAUUUGAUGACGGAGCGCUCGCAAACACCGCGCAGCAUGCUCGGCGGCGAAUGGUCCCCUUCUUCAUCACGCGCCUCCUCGCCCGCACCAUCUCUCCCUUCGUUACCGGGAUUGAAGUUGCAAGAAGGAUACCAAGAUCCAGACCAGGGUCAGGGCCACAUCCACCCAGCCUUCCGUGUCCCACUCUCCCGAGGCGACAGCGGUAAUGGGGCGUACGCAUCAGACGACAUUGGGGAUCGUCUACUGAGUCACGCACAGACACCCGGACAGGUAGACAUGAAUCCGCUCGACCGCUGGCGGACCGGUGGAUACGGUCCUGUCCAACAGGACGAUGAUCCGUAUCAGACUUCGUACGAGGCGUACCGUGGAACCCGGUAG
Molecule: messenger RNA, 2868 nt
Organism: Penicillium cataractarum
Lineage: Eukaryota; Fungi; Ascomycota; Eurotiomycetes; Eurotiales; Aspergillaceae
Product: putative DUF221 domain protein
Exons: 2
Coding region: 1-2868 (955 amino acids)
Cellular component (GO): plasma membrane
Molecular function (GO): calcium-activated cation channel activity
Source: RefSeq, a predicted model, not a curated record